Messenger RNA from Drosophila serrata, 4246 nucleotides. RefSeq names its product transcriptional corepressor hairless (gene H). The record is from RefSeq and is a predicted model, not a curated record. Lineage: Eukaryota; Metazoa; Arthropoda; Insecta; Diptera; Drosophilidae.
CAGUGCGCACCGAGCAGUGCGUUUUUCGUUGAUAAUUUUUAAAUUUAUUUAUUAGUUUAUUGGUUCGAAAGAGAGCUGCCCCACCUGUUUUUGACCCCGCCCGGGCACCCUCGGCCCACCGCCUCGCACGCGUACUAUCGGAUAUCGAUAUCUGCUGACGGUAAUUGGAGAACGUUUUUUCCAUUUUAUCUCCUCCUUUUCCCACUUCGUUUCGUGCCCUGCCUCCGCUCCCGCUGCCAGUUCCAGCAGCUAGCCGUGUGUGUUGUGUGUGUCUGUGAAAUCGCAUAAAGAUCGCAUCGCAUAUGGGCGACGGCCCAAAUGCAAUAAGAAUGUGUGUGCAAUAAUAUAAAAGGAACGGAACGGAAGGGCCUGUGCCUGGUUCGGUUCGGUUGGGUUGCUGCCCAAAACAUGAAAAUGGUGCUAGACGACGCCGUGCCGAGCUGGCAUAUUUUGGCCCUGUCUAAAUGACGUCACAAGCGUAACAAGUGCAACAGACAACAAUGACCGAUGAGCAUAAAAGUAACAACAACAGCAGCAACUCAAACUCCAACUCCAGCAGCAGUAAUAUCAACAACAACAACAACCAGAAUACCAACAACAGUAACAGCAACGCAAAUAGCAGCAGCAGCAGCAACAACAACGGCAACGAAAGCAACAACAACUGCAGCAUAAUUGCAGAGGCGGCAGCCAAGUUUUUACUGAAAAAUGGUCUGAACGGCAGCUUUCCCGUGCCACCGCCCCAGACGACCAGGACGCAGACGCUAACGACGACGCCGACGCCCUCAUCCAGCUCCAGCUCCAGUCACCCCUCAAAUGGCUUUUUGCCGCAUGCCAGCACGCCCACAGCCAAGACACCCAGAAGAAGCAGCAACAGUAUGGCGGCCUCCGCUGCGGUGGCCGCGUCAAGCGUUGGAGCUCUCGCUAAGCCCAGCGUCGAUGUCCUGGGCGGCGUUCUCGACUACAGUUCCUUAGGCAGUGCCGCCGCUGCAGCCGCUGGUUCUCUGCCGCCCACGGGCUCGGCAGCGGUACCGGGAACGGUAACCGCGAAGAGCGGCAAGGGCAGCGGGAUCGGCUCCAGCGCCAGCUCCAGUUCCAGCAGCUUUGAUAUGGGCAGGCAUCCGAUAUCUACUCACAGCAACAGCAACAACAGCUGGGGCGGCUACGGUGGCCGUUUGCAGUUCUUCAAAGAUGGCAAGUUCAUAUUGGAACUGGCACGCUCCAAGGAGGGCGAUAAGAGCGGCUGGGUCUCGGUCACGCGCAAAACCUUUCGCCCGCCCUCGGCUGCCACCUCGGCCACUGUGACUCCGACGUCGGCGGUGACCACAACGUAUCCAAAGAACGAGAAUUCCACAUCGCUAAGCUUUUCGGAUGACAACAGCUCGAUACAAUCUUCGCCCUGGCAGAGAGAUCAGCCCUGGAAACAGUCCAGACCCCGUCGCGGCAUCUCGAAAGAGCUGUCGCUGUACUAUCAUCGUCCCAGAAACAGUGCGUUGGCCGCACCUGCGCUCCAAACAGCCUCCCGUAAGCGGCGACGACCCCAUGAGCCACUGUCCACAAGCGAGGAGCAACAGCCCAUCUUCGAGACAGCUGUGAAAGUGGAAAAUGGCGACGAGACGCUUAAAGCGGAAGCUUCACCAGAGACAGAGACAGGUGAAGGUGGCGCCACGGCGGUAGCCUUAGAAAAUGAGAUUAAAACUAACCAAGCUGAAACGAUCAAAGCCAAGGAAGAUGUUCCAGGGCCCAAUAAGGAGCCCAAGGUGGAGGAGAGUGAUGAUAACGAGUCAGGCGAAGCGGUGCCCACUCCAAAGGUUGAGGCACAGCCAAAAGACGAGACUAUGGAGAAGAUGAACACAAGCGAGGAUGAGGAGGUCACGCCACCGCAUCCGGUAUUGGUCAGCUCGAGUGCCGUGAACGGUGGUGGCGGUGGUGACCUGAACGGCAACACGAAGGCGGUUCUCGGAAAAACAAAGCCGAAACCCCGGCCUAGGCUAAGCAAUAUCAUUCAAAAACUAAUUGAUGGCGUGCCAGCACGCCUUGAGCAAAUGUCCAAGACACCGGCAGCAGCAGUAGCCACAGCGACAACAGAGCGUGGCGGUGGCGGAGCAAUUGGCAGUCUAAGUCACUCUUUGACGCACAAGGUCUCUCCUCCCUCGUCGGCAUCGCCAGCCAGUCGUCUAGUCGAGUACCACCACCAGCACGUGUCGCCUCGAAAACGCAUCCUUCGCGAGUUCGAGAAGGUGUCGCUGGAGGACAACGGCUGCGUGAAUAACGGCAGCGGAGGGGGAAGCACAGGCAGCGGAGCAGGCGGCAAAAGAAGCCGUGCAAAGGCUUCGACAUCGUCAACGACUGGCAAGGCGGCGCCUAUGAAUCUGGCCCCGCCUCAAGGUAAGCCAAAUCCCAGUCCCGGUUCCAGCGCCGCCAGUACAUCGCCAGCCGCUGUGUCCGCUCCACCAACUCGGCUAAACAGCUCCUACAGCAUCCAUUCGCUGUUAGGUGGGUGCAGUGGCAGCAGUAGCUCUUCCUCUUCCUCUGCUAAGAAGAGCGCCGACCACCCGGCCGCCAUUAUCAGCAAUGUGCAUCACCCGCACCACACCCUGUACCAGCACAGCUCCACGAGCUAUCCACGCGCCCUGCUCAGCUCUCCCAAAUCUCCGGAUGUGAGUGGCAGCAAUGGAGGUGGCGGGGGAAAGUCUCCUUCCCAUGCUGGAGCCAAGAAGCGUUCGCCACCGUACACGGCGGGGUCACCGUUACCCGUGGACUAUGGUCAGUCUUUCUACAGGGAUCCCUAUGCAGCAGCGGGCGCGGUGGCAGGUCGUCCUUCCACAACGAGCUCGGCGUCGCAAGACCUUUCGCCGCCUCGCUCAUCACCAGCUUCGCCUGCCACCACGCCGCGUACAGUGCCCAAAAAGACUGCAUCGAUUCGUCGGGAGUUCGCCUCGCCGUCGGCCAGCAGCAGUAGUUGUCCUUCGCCCGGUGACCGAAGUACCUCGCCACCGGACCGCAGGCAUAUGCAGCAACAACAGCAGCAGUCGCACCUGCAGCGCAGCUCGCCACUCCAUUACUACAUGUAUCCGCCGCCGCCCCAAAUGAACGGCAACGGUUCGAGUGGCAGUCCGACCUCGGCACCCGGUACGUCCGGAAGCGCAGCUGCGGCAGCGGCGGCAGCAGCAGCGGCCGCAGCCGCCUACAUUCCCUCGUCGCUAUACCACCCGUACAUAUCCACGCUGGCGGCCCUGCGGCAUCCGCUUUGGAUGCACCAUUACCAGACAGGAGCGGCGCCUCUGCUUUCUCCACAUCCGCAGGCCGGCAGCUCGGCGGUUUCUGCUGCUGCUGCGAGACUGUCGCCACCAUCGCCGUAUCAUGCAUUUCCCUACAACGGAGCGGCCGCUGUGGCGGCAGCUGCAGCUGCUGCCGCCGCCUUUGGGCAGCCAGGUCCCAGUCCUCACACCCAUCCGCACCUGGCCCAUCAUCCUCACCAGCAUCCGCACCCGGCUGCAUUGAUCACCACCACCCACCACUCGCCCGCUCACAUGGCCACGCCAAAACUGACUGAUAGUAGUACCGACCAAAUGUCUGCAGCGUCCAGUCAUCGCACCGCCUCCACUUCGCCGACCAGCUCGAGCGCUUCCGCCUCCUCCUUGGCGGCCGCUCCUGGCGCCAGCUCCUCCGCAAUGUUUCAUACUAGUAGCCUAAGGAAUGAACAAAGUUCAGACUUACCACUGAAUCUGUCAAAGCACUGAGACAUACACACGCCCCAGCUGCCCCAGUUUCUGGGCCAACCAUUGAGUUAAGUACAUUACCGCAUGAGUAGCGCUUAAGACGACAUUCAACUACACGUAAAAUUAUCUCAUAAGUUUGCUGCUAGUUUAGUUUUAACCUAAUUGUUUUAGCCUAACUCUAAUCUCGACUAAGGCCCAAAAUUAAAACUACAAAUAUGAAAAAAGGGAAGGAAACUACGAAAAAGAAACUCAAUCAAGUGUUUUUUAGCCGUUCCAAAAACGUUUCUAUAUAAUCAGUUAAAAAAAAUGGAAUUUUGACUAACAUAUUUAAUAUGCUAAGGAACUUCAUUCUAUGCCAACUAAUGAAAAUACAACUAUUUACAGCAUUUUUCUGUAGGAUGUAUAAAAUGCAAGUCUUGAAGAAUCUCAAAAAAAAAAGAGUUACGUUUUUUUUCAUCAAAACAUUUCCUUGAAACAGACUGAACCUGAAUUUUUUUAUAAAAAAAAAACAUAAAACACCUAAGUUA